AACAUAACUGAUGGGAAUUUAGCAACAGUAAGGCAGUAACAGUUUUGACUUUACGACGCGUCCUGUUCAAGAGAACGUUUUACACGAGUUGCUCUCUGAAAGGGCAAUGAUAUCAUGAAUACUAUAAGGUGUUUUGUGCUCGUGUUCGCUUUUGCAAGUAAUUCAUUCACAUCUGCGUACGAUGAAUGCAAUGAACCACUUUUGGAUAAAGCUCAUUUGAGAGCUACGUCGGAGUUACCUGGAAGAGGUCCAUAUAACGCAAGGCUAAAUGGAGGUUCUACGUGGUCACCAGAGCUUAGCAGUUAUGAUCAACAUCUUACUGUGGAACUGGGGGACAGAUAUGAGAUACGCAGCAUUGCCACACGAGGUCGUGCUCAUACUAACGAGUAUGUGACAGAGUACAUUGUUCAAUACUCUGACGAUGGGCAAGCCUGGGCCAGUUAUGAGAGCCAAGACGGUGUAGAUGAGAUGUUCAAGGGAAAUGUGGACGGGGACACCAUAAAACUUAAUAAAUUUGAGGUACCGAUUAUAGCGCAAUGGAUUCGAAUAAAUCCAACUCGAUGGCGGGACAGAAUAUCAUUGAGACUAGAAUUGUACGGUUGCAAUUAUGUGUCUGACGUUCUUUCCUUCAAUGGUUCAUCCCUGCUGCGAUAUGAUUUAUUAAGAGAGCCGAUAGAAACUGAUAGACACUUUAUACGUUUUCGAUUCAAAACGAAUAAUGCUGAUGGAGUGUUAAUGUAUUCCCGUGGCACACAAGGAGAUUAUAUAGCGCUGCAACUAAAAGACAAUAGAAUGAUAUUAAAUAUUGAUCUUGGAUCUGGCGUUAUGACGAGCUUAUCUGUUGGGAGUCUUUUGGACGACAAUAUGUGGCAUGAUGUUUUGAUAUCGCGUAAUAGAAAGAAUAUAUCGUUUUCUGUAGAUAGAGUGUUAAUUAAAGGAAGAGUCAAAGGAGAAUUUCACAGACUGGACCUAAAUAGGGCACUUUACAUUGGCGGCGUUCCUAACAAACAAGACGGACUAGUGGUUAAUCAGAAUUUCACAGGGUGUAUAGAAAAUUUUUACUUAAAUGCUACUAGUAUUAUACAUGACUUAAGGGAGACUGAAAUCACUGGAGAAAACUUGAGAUACUAUAGAGUUAAUACAAUCUACAGCUGCCCAGAACCACCUAUAAUUCCCGUGACAUUUUUAACUCAGGGAUCAUACGCAAGACUCAAAGGAUACGAGGGAAUAUCUUCCAUGAAUGUUUCCCUCACGUUUCGGACAUACGAAGAUAAAGGAAUCAUUUUAUAUCAUCAGUUUACAUCUCCAGGUUUUGUGAAGUUGUAUUUAGAAGACGGAAAAUUGAAGGUCGACAUACAAACAAAAGAAAAUCCCCAAGUAGUUUUAGAUAACUUCAAUGAGAAGUUCAACGAUGGCAAAUGGCACCAGGUCAUUCUGACAAUAUCCAAAAAUAGUUUGAUUUUAAAUGUCGAUGGAACACCGAUGAGAACUAAACGUAUAUUGGAGAUGAUAACGGGACCGGUGUAUCUAAUAGGCGGCGUGACUGGUAUAGAAAGCAACCGUGGAUUUGUCGGUUGUAUGCGAAUGAUAAGCAUCGAUGGCAAUUACAAGCUGCCAACCGAUUGGAAGGAGGAAGAAUAUUGUUGCAAGAACGAAGUCGUCUUCGAUGCUUGCCAGAUGAUGGACCGUUGCAAUCCAAACCCAUGCAAACAUUCUGGCGUUUGUCGUCAAAAUUCUGAUGAAUUCUUCUGUGACUGUGCCAAUACGGGUUAUACAGGGGCAGUAUGCCAUACCUCACUGAAUCCACUUUCCUGUGAAGCAUACAAAAACAUAAAUUCAGUAAAUCAGCGAGCAGAUAUUAAAAUAGAUGUGGACGGAAGCGGUCCGCUGAAACCAUUUCCUGUAGUCUGUGAAUUUUACACUGACGGGCGUGUAAGAACCAUCGUAAGGCACAACAACGAGCGCAUCACUCCUGUAGAUGGAUUCCAAGAACCAGGUAGUUUUGUGCAAGAUAUUAUCUACGACGCUGACAUGGAUCAGAUUGAAGCGCUCCUAAACAGGUCCACAAGUUGUAGACAGAGGAUCAGUUACGAAUGUGUACGUUCAAAGUUGUUCAAUUCACCAGUACCGCAAGGAAGCGAGUUUAGGCCGAACUCGUGGUGGGUCAGCAGGAAUAAUCAGAAAAUGGACUACUGGGGCGGAGCUUUGGCAGGAUCACGCAAAUGCGAGUGCGGUAUCCUCGGCAAUUGCGCAGAUCCUACGAAAUGGUGUAAUUGCGAUUCUGAUCUGGACGGUCCUCUUGAAGACAGCGGCGACAUUACCGAAAAAGAGUAUCUUCCUGUGAAACAAUUACGAUUCGGCGACACUGGUACACCGGUAGAUGAAAAGGAAGGACGUUACACUCUUGGGCCUCUUAUCUGCGAGGGAGAUGAUUUGUUCAAGAACGUAGUAACAUUCCGUGUUGUUGACGCCACUAUCAAUCUCCCAACCUUUGACAUUGGUCACAGUGGUGACAUCUUUUUUGAGUUCAAAACAACGAUUGACAAUGCAGUUAUAAUUCACAGCAAAGGGCCUACGGAUUACAUUAAAAUUUCUAUAAACAGCGGCAAUCAGAUUCAGUUCCAGUACUUGGCAGGCGGUGGUCCGCUCACUGUAAGCGUUCAGACCUCUUAUAGAUUGGCUGACAAUCGAUGGCACUCCGUGUCUGUGGAAAGAAACCGUAAAGAAGCUAGAAUAGUGGUGGACGGGGCAUUGAAAAACGAAGUGCGAGAACCUCCGGGACCGGUACGAGCGCUUCAUCUGACAUCAGAUCUUGUGGUAGGCGCCACAACAGAUUUCAGAGACGGCUAUGUAGGAUGUAUUAGAGCGCUUCUAUUAAACGGACAGCUACAGGAUCUCAGAAGCUACGCUCGACAAAGCCUGUAUGGUGUCUCCGAAGGUUGCAUGGGUAAAUGCGAAAGCAGCCCAUGUCUUAACAACGGAACAUGCCAUGAAAGAUACGACGGGUAUUCGUGCGACUGUCGCUGGACCGCGUUCAAGGGCCCCAUUUGUGCAGACGAAAUCGGUGUGAACAUGCGUCCCAGCUCGAUAAUAAAGUACGACUUCAUGGGCAGCUGGCGCUCAACGAUAUCCGAGAAGAUCAGGGUCGGUUUUACUACGACCAAUCCGAAAGGUUUCUUGCUUGGGCUAUUUUCAAACAUUUCCGGAGAGUAUAUGACAAUCAUGGUCUCGAACAGCGGACACUUGCGCGUGGUGUUCGACUUUGGCUUCGAACGGCAAGAAGUGAUAUUUCCGAACAAACACUUCGGCUUGGGGCAGUACCACGACGUCAGAGUGGGCAGGAAGAAUUCAGGCUCCACUCUUGUUCUGCAAGUCGACAAUUACGAGCCGAAGGAGUUUCAUUUUAACAUCAAAACGUCCGCGGAUGCUCAAUUUAAUAAUAUUCAGUACAUGUACAUUGGGAAGAAUGAAUCCAUAACAGAGGGAUUCGCUGGAUGUAUAUCCAGAGUCGAAUUUGAUGAUAUAUAUCCUCUGAAGUUACUUUUCCAAGAGGACGGACCGGCAAAUGUUCGCACAUUCGGCACUCCUCUCACAGAGGACUUUUGCGGUGUCGAACCGAUCACACAUCCUCCGGAUGUCGUUGAAACACGUCCACCUCCGGAGGUGGACGAGGAGAAAGUUCGAGCCGCGUACAACGAAACUGAUACAGCUAUCUUAGGUAGCGUGUUGGCUAUCAUUAUCAUAGCGUUAGUAAUAAUGGCUGUACUUAUAGGAAGAUACAUGUCGCGACAUAAAGGUGAAUAUUUGACGCAAGAGGACAAAGGUGCUGAAAUAGCAUUAGAUCCGGAUUCAGCUGUCGUCCACUCGACCACAGGCCAUCAAGUUCAAAAGAAGAAGGAAUGGUUCAUCUAAAUAUAAAGUUCUAUUGCUACUUGUAUCGAUUGUAGAAUUCAUUGAUAGGUAAAAAAUAUGCUUACAAUAAGUGCACUUUAAAGUGUCAUACGAAGGAUUUCAUAGAAUAAUACGAAACUUUAAUUUCUACUGUUUCGAUGUAAUGAUAAAUGACAUGAUAAGGACAGAAAGAGAGGAUACGCUCUGUGAAAGAAGUUUUACAAGCAGAGAAACCUAACUAAUUCGUAGAAUAUAAGAAGUUCGAGUAUCAUAAAUAAAAUUAAACCGGACUGGUACAAAACUAAUAAAAUUUUUUCCUUGAAAGAUGGAACAUUGAAUAUUUGAAAUCAUCAUUUAUAAUCAUCAUUUAAUAUACGAAUGUCAAAUAUACGAAUUGAAUCUUGUUACAUAAAAAAAAGCAACAGGUUAGUAUCACAUUUUAGAGAAGUAUUUGAUUUUUACGAUAGUGAAAACAGAAAACAAAAUUUGUAUUUCAAUGCUUAAAUCGAAGUAGUAUAUUACUUGUAAGUUACGAAACAUUUAAGGGAAAAAUUGUAAUUGCGAACCGUUGUUACUUUAGACUGUGAGGUGCAUAAGUAUUUAUUGUACUUUUGUAAUUUAGACUGAACAUCACUGCAGGAUGGCAACGUAUGCUAGAUAUUCAUGUAUUUUUCUGUAUAUCCUCAUAGGAAGGUAGCUUAGUUGUAUCUUUUGUACUUUACUGUAUCAAGUACCUUCGUUAUUAUUAGUUGCCAAAUUAUUAGUGACUAACCACCACCUGAUAACAUGUUUUCGUAAAAUUGAGGCGUUUGUGUUCUCUAUUUACCAUGUUGAAAUCUCUAACGUCUUGUUUCACCGGAGAUGCAAAUUUGUAUAGAUAAAAAUGUCAACGAAAUCAUCAAUAGCUUCUUAUUACAUGUAAAAUACUUUUAGAUUUCCUUUUGCGAAAAAUGUUCUCAGUAUUAUUUGUAAUGCUUACCGUCCAAAAUGCAUUUUAAUUAUUUUUAUUUUGUAUUUAUUUGUUUACUUUGUUUUAUUAUAUGUUACAGAUAUUUUAUUUUAAUUGACCUGUAAUGAUCUGAAAUCACUAUUGUAACUUAACUUAAUCUAAUAUGACUAAUCGUAUACUAUACGUGUAACAGUGAGAGUGUAUAUAUAUAUACAUAUAUAUAAUA
Messenger RNA from Megalopta genalis, 5066 nucleotides. RefSeq names its product neurexin-4 (gene Nrx-IV). Lineage: Eukaryota; Metazoa; Arthropoda; Insecta; Hymenoptera; Halictidae. The record is from RefSeq and is a predicted model, not a curated record.